AAAUCGCGUUGACAAAUUGCAACGGCUUUAAAUCAAUCGCGGAGCAUUAAAAAAAUCCCCCCCCCCCCUUUCUUCGGCAAUGGACCAGGAUGCGGAAGCCAUCCUGGAGCACGAGACCAGUCUGGGGUUGCGCGUUUGGCAGCUCAUGUUCAUCUGUCUGGGCUCGGUGCUGGCCGUGGUGGUGAUGCUGUGCUGUUGCAUCCGGUUCCGAAUUCCACGCACCAAGCAGGACAUCGAGGCGGACUACCGGCGGAAGCGGCUGACCAGGAAGUUUCGCGAGCGGCUCGACUGCAUGAACAACACCGACAUUGACGAGAUGGAUCUGCUGAAAGCGCUCGAUCGGGUACGGCAACAGUGUCUGGUGGAGGCGCAGAAGUCCAGUCGGAACGAAGUGGUCGUGAAUUUUGAGUACCACGACAGUGAUGUGUUUAAAAGUGCUUGA
Messenger RNA from Culex quinquefasciatus (southern house mosquito), 442 nucleotides. RefSeq names its product transmembrane inner ear expressed protein. The transcript has 2 exons. Lineage: Eukaryota; Metazoa; Arthropoda; Insecta; Diptera; Culicidae. The coding region runs from base 80 to 442 and encodes 120 amino acids. The record is from RefSeq and is a predicted model, not a curated record.